UCCCAAUCCUGGUCGCGGAGUUGUUGCGCCAGCCCACACCCGCACCAACCCUAGCCGCCACACCUCUCCUUCCUCCCUCGCUCGACAGCGCUGCACCCCCUCCCUCCUUGCUGCUCGUCCGGAUAGCCGCCAGCCGCGGCAUCCCUUCUCCCCCUUCCUCCUCCUUCCUCCUUCCCGCUGGCGCCGACAGCGCGACCACGCCCUCCUCCGGUCCUUCCUCCCCCCCGCAGCCAGGAGUCGAGCCCUCGUCGCGAGGAAACCACGGAAGGAGGAGCUCAACCGGGCGUCACCGGCCGGAGAAGGAGGACAGUCGCGGAUGCCUGCCAAGGAGGCGGAUCGGCUCGCCUCCGUCGUCAAUACAGCCGCCGCGCCACCACCCUCCUCUGCCAGUUCUUUCGGCGAGAUCCACCGUCUCCUGAGGUCCUUAUCCACCCCAGCUCGCGAGGAAGCCUCGGGAGGAGGCGAGCCCUCGUCGCGAGGAAGCCGCAGAAGGAGGAGCUCAACCGGGCGUCGCGGGCCAGAGAAGGAGGAGAGGCGCGAAUGCCUGCCAGGGAGGCGGAUCGGCUCGUCUCCGCGGCUGGAAAGGCUCGAUGUAAAGACUCGGCAUCUAUUCGUCUUGGUACAAACUAAUGUUCUAAUAAGUGUCCAUCUUGGUUCUGGUGAAUUGAUUUGGGGAACUCUUGAAAUCUGUUUCUUGUAUAUUGGCCAUGAUAACUCUUCACCUGACAUUCUACAAUGGCUUCCAGCCAGGGUUUUCUUGUUGCUGCUAUUCCUCGUGGAUAUUCAAGAGGCAACUUGGCACCUAAUGUCAACAUCAUGCUUAUUGGUGACGAGUGAAAUGAAAGAAGGCUGCAAUGGAAUUUGGAUUAGGUAUGUUUCUCCCUCUUCUCAACUCUCUCAAUCUUCAUCCCAAUUCCCGCCGAUAGUGAUUGAUAUGGGUCUGUAGCUACGUUCAAAUAUUUUCUUCCUUUCAUUAAGCAACUUCCCUCGAAAAAUAAUGUUUCAUCGUUGAGCCUCUUACAGACUACAAUACCUAUUACAGACUACAGACCACAGCUUACCUGUAACUCCAAGUCCUAUCACAAUCUUGGUGGAAUCUGAAAGACAUAACGCAUAUGCACCAAUAGACCAAAAAAUCCUCUCUAUUAUAAAAUAGAAGAAUUAACAACUUAUAGUACGCAGAAAAUAGUGGUAUUAGUUGAAACACCAUUGUAAAGAGCAAUUUCAGUUUAUUGAAGAUUCUGUCCCCUGUGGUAGGCUUUCUUUGCAAAUUCUUUAGCUUAAUUGAUGUGUACUCAUUGUAAUUUUCAGUAGCAAGUGCAUCACGUAUUUGGUUAAUGCACUGUUUUUUAUUUUCCAUCCAUAAUGAUAUUUGAAGACAAGGAAUUAGUAUGUUAUGCUUUUGGGGGUUCAAACACUUGGAUAAGAUUAAACACAUGUGCUAAAUUGGCAGUCCUUCAUCCAAAUUUUCUUGAUAAUGAUACACCAUUUGGCGACAAGUUCUCUACAAAACUGGUAUUUUUAUGACACAUGGUCGUGUAGCUGUGAUCAGAAAACGAGUUAAGAUAUAGUGGGAAAGGGACCAGAAAUGUGGUCUGUAUGACCGAAAACAUCCUAAACAAGUGAACAUAUGGUUGUUUAUUAUUUAUUAUUUUGCUCUGUUAACUAUCUGAACUCUUCUGACGGCCAUUUGUUCUCUAUUGUAUUUCUUUAGAAGUUUCUCCAUGAUGGCCUUUUCCACCUAGAAAGAGCAUCAAGGCCGUUGACCCCGUUUUUGUUCUAUAGGCAUUUGUUCUUCAAAUGAGGCUCCAACCUGAGCAAGGGCAUGGUUUGCAGAUGAUGUAUCUGCUUUAUGUGUGUCAGAAGAGCCCUCCGACGCCCAGCCGUCGGUGUCUCUUCCCGAAGAAGGAUCAUGGUUCCCCACCUCUCUACAACUCAUAUUAAAAUUUUGGUAUAUUCUUUUCUUACUUUAUAGCAAAAGAGCCCGUGCGUUGCAACGGGGUAAUAAGAUUAUGUUUCGCCACUUAUCACAAUUGCUCCAUCUCGUCAUUGUCAUCAACCUAUUCAUCCUCCUGCCCUUUUGGAAGUUUCCUUUCGCCCUUUUGCAACUUUUAUUAUGUACACGGCCUUGUGGUUUCCGUCAUCAUACUGAGCAAAUGCCAGUUAGAAAGGAGAGGUGAAUGUGAAGGCCUACUCUGAGUGCCAUCUUAAUAACUGGAGCCUCGAUCUGUUUUACUUUCCUUGUCAGCAAAAUUAAUGAUUUUGAUUUGCUUGUAUCUGGGUUAUAUAACCAAAUGCUCCUCUUGAAGCUAGUGUUCACAUCCCUUGAUGGUAAUCAUUAUAACUGCAAUAGAAGGCUGUGAUGUUGCAUCGUAUAUAUUUGGGUGGGAUCAUGCACAUGGAAAAAUUUGGUACCAACGAUGGUGAAGGGUAAGAAAGAUGUAGGUUACAUAAAAAUAUAUUCAACUUGAAAAAUGGUACUCGCUCUUUAAAGAAAUAUAAGAGUGCUUCAAUUAUUUACAGAGGGAGUACGUGUCAAAUACUGUAUGGUCGGUAGAAAGCAUCUACCUAGCUUUUGCGACAUCCGUUACUGCAGGUGUUGUUGCAGCCAGUUGGUCAGCAGGCAAGGGCAUGUACAUCAGCUUGAGCUCUAAGCAAAGAAGAUAUGUGAGGGACCGAUUCAACGGGGAUGACCGUGUCUGCCUCCCAUCGAGACAACUGCUUCUCCUGUGAGCUCCCACUCGAGGGAAGCGAGGCAUGUGGAGCCAGCUUGGUUCUCAACAUCGGCAAGCUCCCCAUCUCGUUGUAAACUUGUAGACUAAUCAAUGCCAAAUCACAAGUAUGUUUAGGGCGAUCAAAAGUUGCCGUAGUAGUACUUCUUGUGUCGGUCUCUCCAUGGAGUGCAUAUACGUAUAAAUGGUAUAAUCAAUCACAAGAUGACCAACUCCCCUAUGCUAAUAUGUGCAUACGAUGUGAUCAUCGAGGGUCCUUUAUACCAUUGAUGAUUGAUUGAUGGAAGCAAUGGCUGAUGCGAUCAAUAUAGUGGGGUACUAAUGUGCCCGUUCGAAAACGUGUUGCAUGGCGUCUAGAUCCAUGCGUCCACAUGCUAGGGCUGCCGCUGAAGGCGACGACAAGCGGCCCUAGCGACAAAUUUGCUGAGGCGAGCCUAUUUUUUAAGAAGCGUGUUGGUUCUGAUAUUUUUGUACAUGUGUAUAUCUAGUCCUAUGUCCACGUUCAACAGAUUCAGAUGGAAUAUCAAAGGGAGAUGAGCGAAAAAACCGCGUGUAUCGUCUGUGCCUGACUCGGACCAAUGCGACGUAAAACAUUAGGCCGACGAAAGGAUUUUUCAGGUAUGUAUGUAUAUUUAAAAUUUAUACACAUUUUCAGGUUUUUUUUUCAUAUAUAACAUGUUAUAUUUUGAGUUAGUGUUUGAUAGAUAAAUAUUUUGAAGACCAUUUUAAUCCGUGGGACGUAAAAAAUUAGGCGGGCUAAAGGAUUUUUCAGGUAUGUAUGUAUAUUUAAAAUUUAUACACAUUUUCAGGUUUUUUUUUCAUAUAUAACAUGUUAUAUUUUGAGUUAGUGUUUGAUAGAUAAAUAUUUUGAAGACCAUUUUAAUCCGUGGGACGUAAAAAAUUAGGCCGGCGAAAGGAUUUUUCGUAUGUAUAUUUAAAAUUUAUACACAUUUUUCUUAGUUUUUUUUUCAUAUAUAAGAUGUUACUUUUUGAGUUAGUGUUUGAAAGAUAAAUAUUUUGAAGACCAGUUUAAUCUGUCAGAAAAAAGAAAAAUUAAACAGGAAAAAGGUGAAAAAAGUUGAGAGGGCAGGGGAUCGAACCUGCGUCUCCCCGGUAGAAGACCCACGCUCCAGCCAACGCAAUACCUGAAUCCUUCUUUUGCAUUAGAGACAACCAACUAAAUAAACCAGAGACCACUGCCGCGACUUGUGAAAGAAAACUGAAUCGUUUUUCCUACUUAUAGGUGGCAUUGGUGGGUAAUAUUUAGCAACUUUAGGGGCAAAUUAUAUGACGUACCACCAGAAGCAAUAUCUGCUUUAUUAUUAGGGGAGAUUUCCUGUGAACAAAAAGUUGGAACCUAUUCUUAAUUUCCCAUAGUGGUUUUGAUGGUAUUUGGUCAGUGUGUUCCUGGCUGGAAUUGCAUGUAUAUCUUACAGAUUUACAUUGCAACAAUUAAUAAGGAGAAUAGAAGCAUUUGCAUCCUCUAAUACUUUGCGUGCCAUGCUUAGCGAGAAUUCAAAAUAGUGACCUUUGGAUAUCAAUUAUGCGUUUGUAAUUUCGUGCCAGGACCUAAAAGAAUUUUUGUCUCAUGCUUCGACUAUCAUAUCUAUUUUCUCUAUAAAUUCUAGACAUCCAGUUCAGAUUAUGAUCUUUGCAUGCCCUUUUUUUGUAUCUUCUGAAAUUGGCCAACAUUACAAAAAAGAGCCACAUGUUUUAGAAAUUGAAUCACCAUGACAACUUUUCAGGUUAUGGUUCUUUAGCCAUUUAAUGCAGUAUCAAUGGUUCAGUGUGCUUCAUGAAAUGAAACAUAAUGUAUAGCUCAGCAAUUUUGAGACUUACCCGCAUAUUUUUGCUUCACCCGUCACCACAGAGGUCUUACCUCACCUUGACCAUGGAGCCACUAGGAGUAUGAUCAAUAUAUGAUCAUUCUUAGAGUUGAAAUCAAUUGCUUCCUUCAUCAAGUGAUUCAUAGUAAACCAGUGAACAUGAAUUUUAUGUGUAUAUAUUACUUCUUUGUUUGCCAUUUAUUUUGUUAAAAAUAUUUAUAUGACAUUUUUCAAAGAGCUUAAGGUUAGAGAUGUGGUGCUGUAUGAGGCUAUUGUUAGGAUGGAAGAUAAAUUAAUGUUAAAAUAUUUUUGAUUUCCUUUAUUCCGUAAACGGCAAUACAAGAUAUGUUUGGGCCACAUGAUUCUAUUCCAAAAAUUUAAACAACUUGGCAAUUAACAACACAUCAAAUGUUAUGUAUUGAAAAUUUGAAAUGGAUCACUUUGUCAGGUUGGGUUUUAGUAGGUCAUAAUGGUUUUAUUCUAUGACAAGCUUAAUUUGUUUAUAAUGUAACCAGUUCAAGGAUUGACGAGUUUUUGAGCCCUAUGACCUUUGUACACUCAGGUUCGGCUGUGUUCUUUGUGAAGUAUACGUCAUGCAAGGCUCAUGUGCGUUGCACUUUUUUCACUUUCCAAGCUACAGUCUAUACUCCCUCUGUAAACUAUUAUACUCCAAGCUACAAUCUUUAGUGAUCUGAACGGUCUUAUAUAAAUUACAAAGGGAGUACUUGAAAGGAUAUUCUUUGUAUGUUAUUUGAUUCCAUCAGCCGUACAACCUAAAUUAGCAAUUAGGUAUCUACACAGUGCAGUGGAACCAUUGUGCUUGCUGUAUUUUUAUUUUAGCGUUGAAAUGUUCUUCUUAGUUUGUUCUGUACUGAGAAAUUUUUUUGUUUUCCGGCCAUUGUUUACUAAAUCAUAUAAACAUAUUACCUUAUAUGGCCUUUGAAGUUUCCGUUUUAUAAAGAGCUUUGCACUGAUCAACUUGAGUAUGGUAUGGUUUAUUCUUUUGUGUUGCAGCUAUUCCAGAGAAGUUUAGAGCUCCACAACCUUAGCAGAGAUAAAACAAUCAAUCAGCUGAGAUGCAUCACAUGAUCUUUUUCUCUUGACUUUGAUGGGUAUUGAACCCAUAGAUUAGCUUAUCAAUGGAACUCUUAUCAGCGUUGAGAAGGUGGCACAAAAUCUCAUACACAGGGCGAUCAGCUAAGAAGCAUCGGGAAGGACUUUUAGGAUGGUACAUCGGUCAAAUGCAUCCUAGGAUAGGUCCUUUAAGAAUUAUGGUGUGUUUCCCUCCUUUUGUUUACCAUAGGCACAGAGGUUUAGCCUCAAUUUAUUAUGAUAUUUUUGUUUAGAGUAGAUGCAGAACUGAGACUUACCCAGGUUGUGAGAGUUGGUGAUGAUUCUAUUAAAAGUCCCUUGUUGCCUGCAA
Molecule: messenger RNA, 5981 nt
Organism: Triticum dicoccoides
Lineage: Eukaryota; Viridiplantae; Streptophyta; Magnoliopsida; Poales; Poaceae
Exons: 4
Coding region: 317-946 (209 amino acids)
Source: RefSeq, a predicted model, not a curated record